This is a messenger RNA of Andrographis paniculata, 1686 nucleotides long. RefSeq names its product lysine histidine transporter 2-like. Gene Ontology annotation, biological process: amino acid transmembrane transport. The record is from RefSeq and is a predicted model, not a curated record. Lineage: Eukaryota; Viridiplantae; Streptophyta; Magnoliopsida; Lamiales; Acanthaceae. The transcript has 8 exons. Bases 127 to 1479 code for a protein of 450 amino acids. Gene Ontology annotation, cellular component: plasma membrane.
ACUCAAGUCUUAUUCAACAUUGUGGGUUUUUAUAUAUACGCGGAGAUUUCUCAAUUUUUUUUUUCUUUCAGCUCUUGUAAAUUUGUCGAAGAUUCAAUCUCCUGUGGCUUUUAUCUGUACAAGAUAAUGGAAAUCAUAGUUCCUUCGAACAAAAACCACUUCGGAUCCGAAGAUGAAAAUGAGAGAUACGAGGAGGAGAUUGAGAAAGAUAAUUGGAUUGCGAUUAAUUCUUCGACGAGGAAUGCAAAGUGGUGGUACUCGGCUUUCCACAAUGUUACGGCCAUGGUCGGAGCCGGAGUUCUAUGUUUCCCUUACUCGAUGACUGAAUUAGGAUGGGGUCCAGGGGUAACCGCGAUCACCCUCUCUUGGAUCAUAACUCUCUACACAUUGUGGCAAAUGGUCGAGAUGCAUGAAACGAUUGAGGGAAAGCGUUUUGAUAGAUAUCAUGAGCUCGGGCAAUACGCAUUUGGUGAAAAACUUGGCUUGUGGAUAGUAGUUCCUCAACAAAUAAUGGUUAUAGUCGGAGUAGAUAUAGUUUAUAUGAUUUCCGGAGGAAGUUCACUCAAAAAGUUUCAUGAUUUGCUAACCGGAGAAAACAAACAUCUCAAGCUUACACAUUUCAUCACAAUCUUCGCUUCCGUCCACUUUGCGCUCUCCCAACUUCCAAACUUCAACUCAAUUUCCGGGGUGUCGCUUGCUGCAACAAUAAUGUCGAUCAGUUAUUCGACAAUAGCAUGGGCAGCAUCGGUUCACAAGGGCGUGCAACCAAACGUGCAAUAUGGCUAUAAAUCGAAGAACAAAGUCGACACUAUUUUUACCUUUUUCAGUGCAUUGGGAAGCAUUGCAUUUGCCUACUCAGGCCACAAUGUAGUGUUGGAGAUACAAUCUGCCAUGCCUUCGACACCUCAAUCUCCUUCGAAAAAACCAAUGUGGAAAGGAGUGAUUGCUGCUUAUGUGAUCGUCGCCUUUUGUUAUUUCCCCGUUGCUUUUAUUGGAUAUUGGAUAUUUGGCAACUCGGUUGAUGAAAUUAUUCUCGUCACGUUAAACAAACCAACCUGGCUUAUUGCCAUGGCUAACUUGUUUGUCGUGAUCCAUCUCGUCGGGAGUUAUCAGAUCUACGCAAUGCCGGUUUAUGACAUGAUGGAAGUUGUGCUUGUGAAGAAAUUAAAGUUCAAGCCGAGUUGGUAUCUCCGUUUUCUUGCCCGGAAUACAUAUGUCGCUUUCACCAUGUUGGUCGCCUUGUCCUUCCCUUUCUUUGAUGGGCUUCUAGGGUUUUUUGGAGGAUUUGCAUUUGCACCGACCACAUACUUUCUUCCCUGCAUAAUAUGGCUUGUAACCCAAAAACCUAGAAGAUAUGGUUUAUCUUGGUUCACAAACUGGGUUUGCAUAGUCCUCGGUGUCGCAUUGAUGAUUGUCGCGGCUAUGGGAGGACUAAGAAAGGUUAUAAUUGAUGCAAAAGGUUAUAAAUUCUAUUCAUAAGUUUUAGGAAUGUAAUGAAUCAAACUUCUUUCAAUUUGUGCAAUAUUAUAAGUGUAGAUUGUGAAUGUUUAAUUUAUGAGUAUUUGUUAGAUUAGAAAGAAUUCAUAUGGGUGUGUUUGUUUAGGGGUUCGAAUUUUAAAUUGGGAUUUAAAUAGUAAAACUUUUGAAUUUGAGUAGUUGUACGAUGUAAUAUAAAUAGGUGUUAGA